GACUUUCACACAGGGAAAAUGGACCCAAAAUCGUUUUCACAUUUUCGAUUUCGAAAGGUCUUCUCAGCUCCACAAAUACAUGCACACACACACACACACUAUAAUAAAUAAACUUAAAAAAAAGGAGAAAAAAAUUGACAGUCAAAAAGAAAAAAAAACCUCCUCUCAGCCUGCGUGUAUUCCUUGCUUAUCUCAACAAUCAAACAAAUAAAUUCAAACAAAACUAAUCGAUUGAUCUUUUCGCGUUCUACUCAUGGCGGAUCGAGCCUCGUACAGUUUGGCUCCCCGAUUAGAUAUUGAACAGAUAUUAUUAGAAGCACAGCAUAGAUGGUUGCGACCUGCUGAAAUUUGUGAAAUUCUUCGUAAUUAUCAGAAGUUUCAUAUUUCAUCAGAGCCUCCAAACAGGCCUCCAAGUGGUUCACUUUUUCUUUUCGAUCGAAAGGUUUUAAGAUACUUCAGGAAGGAUGGACAUAAUUGGAGGAAGAAAAAAGAUGGAAAGACUGUGAAGGAAGCUCAUGAGAAGCUGAAGGUUGGAAGCAUUGAUGUGUUGCACUGCUACUAUGCCCAUGGAGAAGAAAAUGAAAACUUUCAAAGGCGCAGUUAUUGGAUGCUUGAACAGGAGUUGAUGCAUAUAGUUUUUGUCCACUACUUGGAAGUUAAGGGCAGUAGGACAAUUGGAGGCAUCAGAGAUACUGGUGAUGUAUCAAAUUCCCAAACAAGCAGUCCUUCAACUUCCAGCUAUUCUGUUAGUCAUACAAAAGCACCUUCUGGAAAUACAGAUUCUGCAAGCCCAACCAGCACCUUGACAUCCUUAUGUGAAGAUGCUGAUUCUGAGGACAGUCACCAAGCAAGUUCUAGAAUCCCUACAUCACCCCAAGUAGGGAAUGCUACUAUGAUGGACAAGAUGGAUCCUGGCUUUUUGAAUCCUUAUUCUUCACAUCCCUUUCCAGGUCGGUCAUCGAUUCCUGGUGUAAAUGAAGUUUCACAUCUUCAUGGAGAUAGACCUAUGGGUAUUGACUAUGGUACUUACAUGACUGAAGCUCAAAAAACACUUGAUUUGGCAUCUUGGGAAGGAGGCUUGGAACAAUAUAUGCCUCUAUAUCCAGUUGCAUCUUCUCAUGCUUCAAUGGCUUCUGCCCAACCUGAUACUAUGAGCAUCAGCCAGCAACAAAUGAUGAAAGGCAAGCAAUUAGAUGUUGACAGUGCUGACAAGGAGUUUGGAAAUCUUCUGCCAACACAAUCAAAUUGGCAGAUUCCUUUGGCUGACAAUGCCUUAGAGUUGCCUAAAUGGCCCAUGGAUCAGUCAUCAAAUUUCGAAUUGGCAUAUGAUACUAGGUUAUUUGAGCAAAAGACUGAUGAUUUUCAUUUACCCAAUGCUCUUGAGGAAUUUACCAAUAAUGAUGUUCUAAAUGAGCAGCCUGUGCAUAAAAACCUUCAAACGCAGCUCAUCAAUGCAGAUACUAAUUCUGUCAUGAAAUCAUAUCCUGAGAAUGAUAUGCAUUUGGAGGGAAAUAUCAACUAUGCUUUCUCUCUGAAAAAAUCCUUACUUGAUGGAGAAGAAAGCUUGAAGAAAGUUGACAGUUUUUCUCGGUGGAUUACUAAAGAACUUGGAGAAGUAGAUAAUCUGCAGAUGCAGUCCUCAUCUGGUAUUGCCUGGAGCACUGUUGAGUGUGGAAAUGUAUCUGAUGAUGCCUCGUUGAGCCCCUCUAUCUCCCAAGACCAACUUUUCAGCAUAGUUGAUUUUUCGCCAAAGUGGGCUUACACAGACUUAGAAACUGAGGUUUUGAUUAUUGGAACAUUUUUGAAGAGUCAGGAGGAAGUAGCAAAAUAUAACUGGUCAUGUAUGUUUGGGGAAGUGGAGGUUCCGGCUGAGGUUAUUGCAGAUGGUAUUCUUUUUUGCCAUGCUCCACCUCACAGUGUUGGGCAAGUCCCUUUUUAUGUCACGUGUUCCAACAGGUUAGCUUGUAGUGAAGUGCGGGAAUUUGACUACCGAGCAGGAUUUGCUAAAGGCAUACAUGUUUCACAUAUCUAUGGUGUUGCUUCAACUGAAAUGCUGCGACGAUUUCAGAUGUUACUUUCUCUGAAAUCUUUCAGUUCUCUUAAUCAUCAUCUUGAAGGUGUUGGGGAGAAACGAGACUUAAUUGCUAAAAUUAUAUUAAUGAAAGAGGAAGAGGAAUGCCACCAGAUUGUAGACCCCUCAUCUGACAAGGAUUUGUCUCAACGUGAAGAAAAGGAGUGGCUCCUUCAGAAAUUGAUGAAAGAGAAGUUGUACUCAUGGCUUCUUCACAAAAUAGUGGAAGAUGGUAAGGGGCCAAACAUAUUAGAUGAGAAGGGGCAAGGUGUACUACACUUAGCAGCUGCACUUGGUUAUGAUUGGGCACUAAAACCUACUGUUACUGCUGGAGUUAGUAUAAAUUUUCGUGAUGUGAAUGGAUGGACUGCACUUCACUGGGCUGCUUUCUGUGGCAGAGAGCAAACAGUUGCCAUUCUAGUCUUCCUAGGAGCAGAUCCUGGAGCACUUACGGACCCAUCUCCAGAAUUUCCUUUGGGCAGAACUCCUGCAGACUUGGCUUCUGAUAAUGGACAUAAAGGAAUAUCUGGGUUCCUUGCAGAAUCUUCCCUGACCAGUUACCUUUCUUCUCUCACAAUGAAUGAUGCAAAGGCAGCUGUACAAACAGUUUCAGAGCGAAUGGCAACUCCUGUGAAUGAUAGUGAUUUGCAAGACAUACUGUUGAAGGAUUCAAUUACUGCUGUUUGUAAUGCCACACAAGCUGCUGAUCGAAUUCAUCAAAUGUUCAGGUUGCAAUCCUUCCAGCGGAAACAGUUGACUGAAUCUGGUGAUGCUGUGUCUGAUGAACAUGCUAUUUCCAUUGUAACUGCUAAGGCACGCAGGUCCUUGCAAAGUGAAGGGGUAGCCCAUGCUGCUGCAACACAAAUCCAGAAAAAAUUCCGUGGUUGGAAGAAAAGAAAAGAAUUCUUAUUGAUCCGGCAAAGAAUUGUCAAAAUCCAGGCCCACGUAAGAGGACACCAGGUGAGGAAACAGUAUAGAACAAUCAUCUGGUCAGUGGGAAUUCUGGAGAAAGUUAUUUUACGGUGGAGACGUAAAGGGAGUGGUUUGCGAGGAUUUCGGCGGGAUGCACUUACCAAGGAGCCUGAGUCACAGUGCAUGCCCACAAAAGAGGAUGAAUAUGAUUUUCUUAAGGAGGGAAGAAAACAAACUGAAGAAAGACUGCAGAAGGCACUUACUAGGGUAAAGUCCAUGGCUCAGAAUCCUGAAGGACGAGGUCAAUAUCGUAGACUGCUGACAUUGGUUCAAGGAAUUCGUGAAAAUAAGGCUUGCAAUAUGGUUAUGAACAGUACAGAAGAAGUAGCUGAUGGUGAUGAAGACCUUAUUGAUAUUGACUCUCUAUUGGAUGAUGACAAUUUCAUGUCAAUUGCAUUUGAAUAAGCUCCUGCAAACUUUGCCCCUACAUGUCCAACCUGUACAUAGACAGGCAGCUUCAUUGCAGCAUCAUGAAGGAGUUAACUUCAUUGUGUCUGUAAAUAUAAAUUAUCUAACGCUUUCUUAGGGUCUAAUGUACUCUGCUUGUUUCUAGGUAACGUAAGAAAAGCAGGUUUACAUUCCAGAUUAUUAGUUUUUAAUAUCAUAAAUUCAUAACUCAAGGGGUAGAGUAGUAUUUAUUGGUUGCUGAGUGCCAUGGGAGAUUUAUUUGUAAAACUUGUUGGAGAGGAAUGAUGAAUUAUCUAGAGUUAAGGUUGGGCUAAUUUGCUGUGCGUCUGAAACUUCAUGGAAUCUGAACAUAGUAAUUCCUUGUGUGUUUCACUUG
Molecule: messenger RNA, 3827 nt
Organism: Theobroma cacao (cacao)
Lineage: Eukaryota; Viridiplantae; Streptophyta; Magnoliopsida; Malvales; Malvaceae
Product: Calmodulin-binding transcription activator protein with CG-1 and Ankyrin domain
Biological process (GO): regulation of transcription by RNA polymerase II
Cellular component (GO): nucleus
Molecular function (GO): protein binding; transcription coregulator activity; double-stranded DNA binding
Source: RefSeq, a predicted model, not a curated record